UCCCAAUAUCUGCUCCCCUUGGCCCUGACUGCUGAAAAUUGCAGUGAUUGACCCAAAAGUUGCCCACAAUGCAGAGAGAAAGCAGAAGAUACCUUGAUGGCCAAUUGCCAUCACUGUCCAAGACAUAAUGGAUUUUCUAUAAGACUUCACGUUGCAUCUGCCAGAUCUGGAAGAGAAUUGAAGUGGCUGAAGGUUCUUCUCUUGCUAAAUCUCAGGUUUCUAUGGGAGACCAUGGUCAAUGGAUCAGAGGAAACUCCUCUUCCAGUGGCUGCAGCACCGGGGGCUGAACUGCUACAUGUACGCACCCAAGGAUGAGCUGAAGCACCGGCUGCUCUGGAGAGAGCCCUACACAGAGCAUGAGGCAGCCCGCAUGCGGUCUCUCAUCGAGGCUGCCCAAGAGCAGGGCGUGGAGUUUAUUUUCGCCGUUUCUGCUGGCCAGGACAUGGUGUUUUCCAGCGCUGGGGAUCGCCUCCUGCUGCAGCAAAAACUCAGGCAGGUGGCUGCCGUGGGGUGCCGCUCCUUCGCGCUGCUCUUCGACGACAUCGACCCCUGCAUGUGCCAAGCUGACAGAGAUGUCUUCCCCUCCCUGGCACAGGCUCAGGCCUCUGUGGCCAACGAGGUGUACCAGGAGCUGGGCCAACCCUCCAUCUUCCUCUUCUGCCCUACAGAAUAUUGCAGCUCGCUCUGCUCUCCCAGCCCCAGCCAGUCCUGCUACCUGCAGACCAUCGGCCAGGAGCUGCUCCCAGGGAUCGCUGUCAUCUGGACAGGCCCCAAGGUGGUGUCCCAGGAGCUCUCAGCAGAGCUGCUGGAGGAGGUGGAGGCUGUCCUGAGGCGCCGCCCCGUCAUCUGGGACAACCUCUACGCCAACGACUACGACUGCAGGCGCGUCUUCCUGGGCCCCUACAUGGGCCGAGCUCCUGGCCUCACCUCCAGGCUCCAGGGGCUGCUCCUCAACCCCAACUGCGAGCUCCAGGCCAACUUCAUCCCCAUCCACACGCUGGGCACCUGGUUCCAGAGCGAGCUGGGCAGCUGUGCCCACCCUGACCGUGCAGGAAUGGAGGGAGCCCUGGAAGACAGCCAAGGUGCUCAGGAUGGAAGCUACAGCCCCCAGGAAGCCUUGGAGCUGGCUCUGCGGGACUGGGUGGCUGAGAUAAACCAGCAGGCUUUGGAGGCAGGAGGAAGGACCUCAGGACACCCCAGUGUCAGCCUCAAGGGAGGACCAAAGCUGCAGCCUGGCACGGCAGGAGGACAGGAGGUCACUCCCGACCCUCAGCCCCACAGCUCGGCUCCUGGUGGGGCAGAUCAGCACAGCCCUGAGCCCUGUGGAGUGGCACCAGAGGAGGGGUGCAGGGAGGUGACCUCAGAGCCUGAUCAGGACAGUGGGAACAGGACACCCACGGGCCAUCAGCAGAGCCCUACAAGGGCUGGGGACCAGCUCACCUCAGGGAGCUGUGAGCCCCCCUGUGCUGUGCCCAGCGUGGCUGGCAGUGCCCAGUCUGCAGGAGUCCCAGUGGCCACCAAGACCCUCCCCAGCCCAAGCCCCACCAGGAGCUCCAGCAGUCAGAACGUUUCCUUGCCCACCAGGGAUGCCAGGACAGGGAAUGGCAGGCCCGUCCUGUCCCCCAGCAGCACCCAGCCUGAGGCCACCAGGACUGAUGUGCCCCAGACACCCCCAGGGCCUGGGGCUGGUGCCAGCCCUGCUGCCCCAGCCCCACUGAGUGAGGUUGGUGCCAGCCCUGGUCCCAUGGCACCAGUGACCCCAGAGGAGGCUGGGCCUGGCCCCAUGGCACCGCUGCCCCCCAAGGAGGCCACAACCAGCUCCCCAGCACAGGUGACCCCAGAGGAGCCCAGGACCAGCCCCAUGACCCCCAAAGAUGCCAGGACCAGCCCCACAGCAAAGAUGACCCCAGAGGAGGCCAGGACCAGUCCCAUGGCACCUGUGACCCCAGAGAAGGCUGAGUCUGGCCCCAUGACCUCCACGGAGGCCGGGACCAGCCCCACAACCCAGGUGACCCCAGAAGAGGCCAGGACCAGCCCCCCAUCCCAGGUGACCCCAGAGAAGGCCAGGACCAGCCCCCCAUCCCAGGUGACCCCAGAGGAGGCCAGGACCAUCCCCACAGCCCAGAUAACCCCAGAGAAGGCUGAGUCUGACCCCAUGACUCCCAAAAAGGCCGGGACCAGCCCCCCAUCCCAGGUGACCCCAGAGGAGGCCAGGACCAGCCUCACGGCACCGAUGACCCCAGAAGAGGCUGAGUCUGACCCCAUGGCACCGAUGAUCCCAAAGGAGGCCAGAGCCAACCCCACAGCACCCCUGAGCCCAGAGGAGGCCGUGUCCAGCCCUACGGCACCCCUGAGCCUGGAGGAGGUGCGGAUGCUGGUGGAGCUCUUCUACCUGCCCUACCACCACGGGGCUCUGGCCCAGGAACUCCUGGAGCACUUUCGGUGGCUGCGAGCAAACAGCCUCAGCGUGGGGGUCCCGGCCACGGCGCCUGAUGCCUGCGGGGGCAGGCGGUGGCGGGGCCGGGCUCAGUCCUUCCAGCUGCUCUGCGCACGGACGUGCCGCCUGCACAGCCGCUUGGUCAGCACGGCCAGCAGGGAGCUGCUCUACGACCUGCACCCCUACCUCUGGGACAUCCGCAACAUGCUGCUGGCCGCCGGUGCCUUCGUCCUGUGGCUGGAUGGUCACCUCCUGUGCGACCCUGACCCCAAGGGCACCUGGGGGAGCUGCUUUGGCUGGUGCCAGAGCAUCACUGCCCCCAUGCUGCUGGGGAGGGACGCCGAGCCCUGGGCGCGCCGUGGGGGCCUCGUUGGGGAGCUGCAGGCACUGCUGCCCGUGGGGAACAGCUGUGACCUCUUCUACCAUCCACCCCCGCUCUUCCCGUCCAGCCAGCUGUACCUGCUGCGCCCGCUGCUGCCCCUGGAUAAGGGAGAGCUUUACCGCAUGUGCCGGGAGAGUUUGGACUGUGAUCCCAAAGUGGCAGAGAUCCUCGUGGCCCACCCGGAUCUCCUCGGUGACAGGCUCCUGGGCAGCUUCCUCAGCCUGAGCCCGGAGUACACCUUUGUGCUGGAGGAUGAGGAUGGCCCCUGUGGCUACGCAGCCGGAGCGCUCCACGCCGAAGGCUUCCUGCAGCAGCGAGACAGCAGCUGGCUGCCGGCCAUCCGGCACAAGUACCCCCCAGAGCUGGGCACAGCGGGGCCAGCUCUGGGACAGGAUGCCCUGGAGGAAGCAGUGCUCUUCUUCCACUCAGAGCCACUGGCAGUGCCCCAGCCCGUGCUGAGGCGCUUCCCCUCCCUGGUACAGCUGGGCACAGCCCCCCGUGUGCUGGAUGUGGGGGCCAGCCGCAGCCUGGCCCUCUGCCUGCUGAGUGCACUCAGAGCCAAUGGCUCACGGGGAGUGUUCUGCCAGGUCAGCGACGCCGACCGGCAGCAGCUGAGCUUCUACAGCAAGCUGGGCUUUGUCGCCCUGCCGGUGGCCUGGGGCAGCUCUCCCGGCUCUCAGCUCCUGGGACGUCUCCUCUGAUGGGGCACAGGGAGGCAGUGCCCCAGGCCAGGCUGGUUCCCGGGCCGGGCUGAACCCCCCAUCCCACACAGCAUUGGCCUGAGCAAGCGGGAGCAGCGGGGCACCUCGAGCAGGCCAGGUACACGUGAGAGGGGACAUGGGGGCAGGCAGGAUGUCACUGGGAUGUGUGCAGGGCUGUCAGAUACCUGGGUAGCAGAGAGAUAUUGCUGCUACUGAGGGGAUUCGGCCACCUCUGUGCCACCCCAGCUGCUGCUGUUUGCUGGGUGCCCAGGCCAGCAGAGCCUCAGGCCUGCAGGAGCUCGUGAGCAGCGUUUGGGUUUGUGAUCCUGGGGCACAGCACGGUGCCUUCGUGCCACAAGAGUGUCCCCAUCACGCAGGCUGGGCUGCCCAGCUCUCUCCAUCCCCUGUGUGGCCUGAGACUGGGUGGUCAGUGCUGGGGCUGGCCCUCGGCACUGAAGAUCUGCUUGUCUGUAUGGAUUGAUAUGGGAUGCGGUGAGGCAGCCUCUGUUUUUGUGCCUGGGGCCUGAGGGAAGCGCUGUCCUUGGCAAU
This is a messenger RNA of Onychostruthus taczanowskii (white-rumped snowfinch), 4069 nucleotides long. Its product is annotated as protein O-GlcNAcase-like. The transcript has 17 exons. The coding region runs from base 239 to 3520 and encodes 1093 amino acids. Gene Ontology annotation, molecular function: beta-N-acetylglucosaminidase activity. NCBI's taxonomy places the organism in Eukaryota, Metazoa, Chordata, Aves, Passeriformes, Passeridae. The record is from RefSeq and is a predicted model, not a curated record. Gene Ontology annotation, biological process: glycoprotein metabolic process.